CGUACCAGCAGUACACCCGUACUAGUUGGCAUAAAAUAGACCCCAGUGUGGUCCAUAGCAUAAUGCCCAGCAACUCCUAUCCCUACCUCCACGUGGUACCGACUGGGAUACGAGCAACCAAGGGAAGAUCGGUGAACCGGUGGGAACUUGGUCGUAUGCUGACAGGGAAGGGGGAGUUGUUCUCCUUGGAGAGCAGCUUGCCUGAGCGUCUGUUCCCCAGGUCAGGGGCGGCUCAAACAGCGACUGAUCCGGAGCGGACGGCUGAACUCUGAAAUGCGGUGUCUCGCCAGCUACACCCAAGACGGCAGCCCCGUCGCGAGACUAGGCAUCGCAGCUUUAGUAAGGCAGCAUGCUGAAAAUAAACAUACUACGAACAAUCCAGAGAAUGAUGCGAAUCGGAACAAUCGGUAUAGACCUAGGCAAACGAAAAAGGACAAGGAUUGGAAACUUGGUACUUGGAAUGUUAGGACUCUGCUCGAACCGGCACGUGCGGGCAUCUUGGCCAGAGAGCUACGGAAGGCAAAAGUGGAGGUAGCAGCCAUACAAGAGGUGCGUUGGCCUAAAACCGGGGAACGUGAAUUCCGGGCGGUCGAUUCGACCGCGGGCACUUCUUUCAAGUAUCACAUCUACUACAGUGGCGGCGAUAGAGCGGAACGGGGCGUUGGUUUCGUACUACUUGGUAACCAAAUGAAACGUGUUAUUAGGUGGAGGCCUAUUAAUGACCGUCUAUGCGUAUUGAGGAUCAAGGGCAGAUUCUUCAAUUACAGCCUUAUCGACGUGUACGCGCCGACAAACGAUAAAACCGAUGACGUAAAGGAGGAGUUCUAUGAGCUCCUCGAGAAAACGUAUUGAGAGUGCCCACAGCACGAUAUAAAGAUCGUCAUCGGAGAUACGAACGCACAAGUCGGACGAGAGGAGUUCUUUCGUCCCGUUAUUGGUAGGGAAAGCCUUCACUCUAUCACCAACGACAACGGCUUGAGAUUAGUGAACUUCGCCGCGGCCAGGGGAAUGGCCAUCUGUAGUACCCAUUUUGCACGUCUGAAUAUUCGGAAGCACACCUGGAGAUACCCCAAUGGAGAGGCCUGCUCCCAGAUCGACCACAUGCUGAUCGACGGCCGGCACUUUUCAGACGUCAUAGAUGUGCGGUCCUUUCGAGGGCCAAACAUCGACACGGAUCACUAUCUCGUGGUAGGCAAGAUUCGCGCCCGGUUGUCCAAUGUAUUUAAAUCGAGAUCGGCGAGGAAGAUACAUCUAGACAUCCAGAGGUUAUCAGCGGAAGGAGUUGCUGCAGAACAUACUCGGAAAGUUGAUAGACGGAUAGGUGAACCAACUGGAGUGGACCUGAACGAGCAGUGGAAGCACAUCCAUGAUGCGGUCAGCGAAACAGCGCGAGAGGUGAUAGGCAUAACAACGGGAACCACGUGUAGUGGGUGGUUCGAUGCUGAGUGCCUAGAGGUGACGGAGGAGAAGAAUCGAGCCUACGCCAACACGUUAGUAGCAGCUAAUCGUGUAACGCGUCAGAUGCGGGAGAAAUACCGGGAGGCAAGAGCUGCCGAAAAGAGGCUUCAUCGCCGUAAGAAACGUGAGCACUACGAUCGCGUCCUCACGGAGGCGGAGAAUUGGAGGAACCGGACCGUGCCAGUACCUGCCAUGUGCAAUUACAAGGAUGGGAACCUGAUUACCGAUAAAUCGCAGGUGGCCAGGCGUUGGAAGCAACAUUUCGAAGUGGUGUUGAACGGCGAGGAAGGGAGGAGAGUCGUCGUGGGGAACAGGAUAGAAAUUGGGGAGGACGGACAAGCUGUGGACCCACCAACAUUGGACGAGGUGAAGAAUGCUUGCAAAGAGCUAAAAAACAACAAAGCCGCUGGGAAGGACGACUUACCGGCCGAACUUUUCAAAGUUGGGAGCGAGCGGCUGUGUAGUGCAAUUCACCAGAUUAUCCUAAGGGUAUGGUCUGAGGAACAACUACCUACGGACUUGUUGGAAGGACUCAUAUGCCCUAUCUACGAGAAGGGACAUAGACUGGAGUGUAGUAAUUAUCGAGGCAUAACCCACCUCAAUUCCGCUUACAAAAUUCUCUCCCGUAUCCUGUUCCAGCGACUGAGGCCGUUGCAGGAAGCCUUUGUUGGCGAAUACCAAUGCGGUUUUCGAGUGGGGCGAUCUACAACGGACCAGAUGUUCACCUUGAGACAGAUCCUCGACAAGUUUCGAGAACACAACCUGCAGACACAUCAUCUGUUUAUAGACUUUCGAGCGGCGUACGAUACAGUGAAGCGCAACGAGCUGUGGCAAAUAAUGCUAGAACAUGGUUUCCCAACUAAACUGAUUAAACUGAUACGUGCGACGCUUGACGGUUUCACAUCAUGCGUAGGGGUAAUCGCUCCUGCCGGUGGCGCUCUACGGACAUGAAUCGUGGACGUGGAAGGAGGCCGAUCGACGAGCGCUUGGGGUCUUCGAGCGUAGAAUCCUGCGAUCAAUACUCGGAGGCAAACUAGAGAACGGGGUGUGGCGCAGGCGCAUGAAUCAUGAUGUGAGGGACAAAUUAUAGCUAUUAAAUAUAACGCGAUACAACUUGUUAUGAACUAGUAUUACAUAUAUUUCUCGCAUCACCAAAAGAGGUCUUUUCACUCGUAUCGCCUAUACGUUUCUUCGCGCUUAUUCUCUCUCUCCUGCUUAUCCUACUUCUUACUCCAGGGAUAGGACACCUGUAAUGCGAGGGAUAGGAUACAAAUUAUCUUUUAUCAAGGGGUGAGACAUUUAUGUAGACCCUACAACUCUCCCUUGUUUUUAUUAAGAUUAGCAAGACUCAGUGCGGCACAUAGUCAACAAACUUUCUAGGUUCUGUUCGCGUACGCUUCAAACUUGGUGGUGUUUCUUUUAACGGCACUGAUUCAGCAGGAGCCUUUUGCGAACCUAUUUUGUCUACUUGUGGUCAGCCACAUUUCGACGAUAUUCUUUUCCAUCCUCCGUUGAGCGCACCGAUGUAUCUGCACCAGUCUUCCGAAUAACAACGAAUUCUUUGGGAGCGAAUCUAGAGCUAAGUUUAUUCUCCUUGCGCAUACGUUUCAAUAGAACUCUAUCUCCUACGUCAAUUUCGCUAGGGCGUGCUCUACGUUUCGCAUCGGCGGCUACCCGUCCCUUUUCCUUCUGGACUUUAUCCUGAUCUCGUACAUCUUCAUCUGUAUGACAACUCAACUGAAUGCGAGUUAACAACCGAGCUACCAAAGGAAUUUGCUGACAAUUCAGACAAUGACAUCGACGAGCAGGUUGACGACAAUCGAACGAUCGGAGCCACUACCGAGCGAUGCGGAGUCAGCGGUUCAUAUUCUGACCAACGUGAAUCGAACGGCGGGCACAAAUGUAAUCGUUAGAAUUAAUAAAGUUAGUCUUGAUUGAGCAGUGAAAUGUGUCAGUAGCUUUUUUAAAAACUCCGAACAACACCCAAGUGUUUAACUGGCGCCCGAAUAGGGACCCAGAAGUCGGGAAAAGUAUAAGUGUUUUAAAGUGCGAAAAUCUUCAUAUUCGGUUAAAGCAGCCGGAUCACAACGGUGGAAAGAGCCACACACCAGAAACCAAGCGAUCUGCAGGACACUGAGAUAAUCACCCGAUCGAUGUGAGAGUCCCGAGUACCGCUAGGAACAAGGAGCAACUCGUAGCAUCUGCCUGCCGAUCCCCCGACGAUAAAGGGAUUCCCGUCAACCCAGGAAAAGAAAGUCCAGAUUUGCUGGCAUUCAUGCAAGUGAUAGUUUUAAUAAAUAGUGAUAGUGUUUUAGUGCAACUGACAAAAGUCCAGACUAGCUGGCAUAGUGAAAUAAAAAAGUGUGUUUAAUUGAGCCUCAAAGAAAGCAAAAAAAUAAUAAUAAGUGUUAAAUUCAAAAAAAAUCCGAAGAAAAGUAGAUUAAUUUUUUAUUUUGCAAGAAUAAUGAAUCCACCUAUACCCACGUCGGUGAACUCAUUAUCAAACCAACAGUUCUACGAACUAGGUAAAAUACCGGAUCUUCUAAGAGAUCUUCAACCGUUUGACGGUAGAGCACAAGAAUUACUUGCAUGGCUCACAGACGUAGAAGAUAUUUUUCGACAUUAUCUGUAUCUUCGACUCCCGAGACCCGAACCAAUGGAGGUAGAUCAAAGUGUCCGAUCUCGGUUUUUAGAUUAUGGAAACCGACCUACCUUUCCUUUCAAACGCCAACAUCCCCCAUCAUCUAAAAUACAAAAUUUUAAAAGACUAGCUCACCCCAUAGAAGGAACAUCAACAUUUAACGAAGUAGAAGCCAAUGACGAAACAGAUGCUAAACAAUAUCCCGAACACCAGUUUGAAGAGUACGAAGAUUAUCAUGAUUUUUAUGCAUACGAUAGCAAUAGUCA
This is a messenger RNA of Wyeomyia smithii (pitcher-plant mosquito), 4365 nucleotides long. RefSeq lists its product as uncharacterized. Bases 1009 to 2409 code for a protein of 466 amino acids. The record is from RefSeq and is a predicted model, not a curated record. NCBI's taxonomy places the organism in Eukaryota, Metazoa, Arthropoda, Insecta, Diptera, Culicidae. The transcript is spliced from 2 exons.